Molecule: messenger RNA, 2358 nt
Organism: Anguilla rostrata (American eel)
Lineage: Eukaryota; Metazoa; Chordata; Actinopteri; Anguilliformes; Anguillidae
Gene: ints13
Product: integrator complex subunit 13
Exons: 17
Coding region: 12-2108 (698 amino acids)
Biological process (GO): centrosome localization; regulation of mitotic cell cycle
Cellular component (GO): integrator complex
Source: RefSeq, a predicted model, not a curated record
AAAACGCGAGGAUGAAGAUAUUCUCCUUCUCGCACAAGACCGCCUUCGUGGUGGACCACUGCCCGUACAUGGCCGAGUCCUGUCGGCAGCAGGUGGAGUUCGACCUGCUGACCAAGAACCGCUCGCAGGGCGUGAUCCCGCUGGCGCCCGUGUCCAAGUCGCUGUGGACCUGCGCCGUGGAGUGCUCGAUGGAGUACUGCAGGAUACUGUACGACAUAUACCCCACAAGAAAACUGGUGAACUACAUCGUUAGCGACUCGGAGUUCCACGUCCUCAACAGCUGGAAUCAGGAAGACCAGAACACUCAAGAGCUGAUGUCGGCGCUGGCGGCGGUGGGGCCCCCGAACCCGCACGAGGACCCCGAGUGCUGCAGCAUCCUGCACGGCCUGGUGGCGGCGGUGGAGUCGCUGUGCAAGGUGACGGAGUACCAGCAGCAGGCCCGGGCCCGGCUCAUGGACACGGCCGAGCGCGUCUGCAACAGGGGCCGCAUCAUCUGCCUCACCAACGCCAAGAGCGACACCCACGUGCGUAUGCUGGAGGACUGCGUGGUGGAGACCAUCCAGGAGCAGAACAAGCUGGCGGCGGGCUCCGACAGGCUCAUGCAGAUUCAGCAGUGCGAACUGGUCCUGAUCCACACCUACCCGCUGGGAGAGGACACUCUGGUGUCGGACCGGCCCAAGAAGGAGAUCUCCCCUGUGCUGAGCAGCGAAGUGCAUAGCGUGCGAGCAGGCCGCCACCUUGCCAGCAAGCUCAACAUCCUGGUGCAGCAGCACUUUGACCUGGCCUCCACUACAAUCACCAACAUCCCAAUGAAGGAAGAACAGCACGCGAACACCUCGGCCAAUUACGACGUAGAGCUGCUGCACCACCGAGACGCGCACAUGGAGUUCAUCAAGAGCGGAGACCUGCACCCGGCCGGCAGCACCAGCCGGGACAGCGGGCUGAAGGAGACGGUGACGCUGAAGUGGUGCACCCCUCGGACCAACAGCGUCGAGCUGCACUACUGCACUGGAGCCUACCGAAUCUCGCCAGUCGACGUUAACAGCCGGCCUUCCUCUUGCCUGACCAACUUCCUCUUGAACGGCCGUUCAGUGUUGCUGGAGCAGCCUCGGAAAUCGGGGUCGAAGGUCAUCGCCAUGUCGCACCAGGUGGAAUUCUGCACUGCUCUACACCUUUCAUUGGGCGUGCUUGAGGAGAGACCGCUCUUAACGGGCUCCGUCUUGUCUGUUUUCCCAAAGGACUUUGGGGAGCUGAUGAGGGAGAACCGGCUGACUCCCUUCCCAGAGUCCCCGGCUGCCGGGGCUGGUGGGAAGGUGCCCUUAGAAAGAGCCAAGGCCCAGCUGGAGCGGCACACCCGAUACUGGCCCAUGAUCAUCUCCCAGACCACCAUCUUCAAUAUGCAGGCGGUGGUUCCCUUGGCCAAUCUGAUAGUGAGAGAGAGUUUGACCGAGGACGACGUGCUGACCUGCCAGAAGACCGUGUACAACCUGGUCGACAUGGAGAGAAAGAACGACCCGCUUCCUGUCUCCACCGUCGGGACCAGAGGCAAGGGGCCUAAAAGGGACGAACAGUACCGCGCCAUGUGGAAUGAGCUGGAGGCCCUGGUGCGGACCCACGUGGGGGGCAGCGAGCGCCACGCCCGCGUGCUGGAGUGCGUGAGCGCCUGCCGCAGCCGCCCGCCCGAGGAGGAGGAGCGCAAGAAGAGGGGGAGGAAGAGGGAGGACAAGGAGGAGAAGCAGGAGAGGAACGGCAAGGAACCUGAGCCGGAGAAGAGCUGGCAGGAACCGGGAGAGAGGCUCAAGGGGGCGCUAGAGCGUGAGAAAGAGGAGCUUGCAGAGUCGGAAGUCAUCAAGGACUCCCCAGACUCCCCGGAGCCACUGAACAAGAAGCCCCGCCUGACCGUGGAGGAGAGCCAGCCCCCCGAGAAAGUCAAAGGUCCCAUGUCGCUGCUCACGCUGUGGACGAACAGGCUCAACACGGCCAACUCGCGCAAGCACCAGGAGUUCGCCGGGCGGGUCAACUCCGUCAACAGCAAGGCCGAGCUCUACCAGCACCUCAAAGAUGAAAACGGAAUGGAGACGUCGGAAAACGGGAAAACCAACAGGUGACGCAGUUUUCCCCGUCCGCCGCCUCCCGCUCGCCAGCGCCGCUGGGAAAGCUGCGUCUGCGUGACCGUCACAGGAAACACUUCACGAUCCAGCGGCGUUUCUUCCCUCAUACUUUUAAUCUCCGUGCUGUACCGUCCGCCGGGCACGUCAGCAAGAUCGAGCCGUAGCUUUUUAAGACAUUUUUUUAACACGCUUAUGUUUAUACUGAUGAAUUUCGAUAUUCUGAGAAAUAAAAUGAAUUCUGUCUGUG